Hippoglossus stenolepis (Pacific halibut) is the source of this 5707-nucleotide messenger RNA. It is a transcript of the gene ap4e1, whose product is annotated as adaptor related protein complex 4 subunit epsilon 1. Gene Ontology annotation, molecular function: cargo adaptor activity. The coding region runs from base 51 to 3506 and encodes 1151 amino acids. Gene Ontology annotation, biological process: intracellular protein transport; receptor-mediated endocytosis. Gene Ontology annotation, cellular component: AP-4 adaptor complex; membrane coat. NCBI's taxonomy places the organism in Eukaryota, Metazoa, Chordata, Actinopteri, Pleuronectiformes, Pleuronectidae. The transcript is spliced from 22 exons. The record is from RefSeq and is a predicted model, not a curated record.
GCGGAAGUGACGUCGUGAACAAGCCCUGGCUGCACUGCUGAAUCAAAACAAUGGCGGACAGUCGGCGCAGCGCUCCUCUCUCCUGGACAGACAAACCCGCUGCCAAGAUGAGCGACGUUGUGGAGAAGACCCUGACAGCUCUGCCCAGCCUCCUGUCUCUGGACUCUCAGCCAGGAUCUGCUAAACUCUCCUCCUCCUCCAAACUGGGAAACCUCAUCAGAGGAAUCACCGAGCUGACGUCCAAACACGAGGAGGAGAAACUUAUCCAGCGUGAAUUAGUGUCUAUCAAAGAACAGGUAUCCUCCCCCAACACCACCAUGAGGCAGAUGAAGGAGCUGAUGGUGAGAGCGAUCUACUGUGAAAGUCUGGGUUAUGAAGCUUCUUUCAGCUACAUUCAUGCCAUCAAACUGGCUCAACAAGGGACUGCUCUGGAGAAAAGAGUCGGUUACCUCGCUGUGUCCUUGUUUCUGAAUGAAAAUCAUGAGCUGCUGCUUCUUCUUGUGAACACUGUAUUAAAGGACCUCCAGAGCACAAACCUUAUUGAAGUGUGCAUGGCUCUAACUGUCGUCAGCCAAAUGUUUCCCAAAGAUAUGAUACCUGCAAUCCUUCCUCUGGUGGAGGAGAAACUCAAUCACCCAAAAGAAAUCAUUCGACGAAAAGCAGUGCUGGCACUUUACAAAUUCUACCUAAUAGCACCGAAUCAAGUUCAACACAUCCACAACAAGUUUCGCAAAGCUCUGUGCGACAAGGAUCCCGGUGUGAUGACAGCUUCACUGCACAUCUACUUACAGAUGAUCCAGGAGAAUCCAGAUGGUUACAAGGACUUGACAGCGAGUUUUGUCACCAUAUUAAAGCAGGUGGUGGGAGGAAAGCUGCCUAUAGAUUUUAACUAUCACAGCGUUCCUGCUCCGUGGCUUCAAAUCCAGCUUCUCAGAAUAUUGUCCUUACUUGGAAAAAAUGACCAGAGCACCAGUGAGAUCAUGUAUGAAAUCCUCGAUGAGUCUUUACAAAGAGCAGAGAUGAACCACAACAUUACCUAUGCAAUAUUAUUUGAGUGUGUAAAAUGUGUUUACACAAUUCAUCCCAAAUCUGACCUUUUGGAAAAAGCUGCAAAGUGCAUCGGCAACUUUGUUCUGUCACAGAAGAUAAAUCUGAAAUACCUUGGCUUGAAGGCUCUCACCUACGUGGUCCAACAGGACCCUAAACUGGCCCUGCAGCAUCAGAUGACCAUCAUAGAGUGUCUCGAUCACCCUGACCUCAUCAUCAAGCGUGAGACAGUGGAGUUGCUCUUUCGGAUCACUAACGCCCAGAACGUCAUGGUCAUUGUGGACAAGAUGCUGGAGUUUCUGCGCGUCAGUACAGAUGACUACACUGCUAUUGACCUGGUGGGGAAGGUGGCAGAACUGGCAGAAAAAUAUGCACCGGACAAUGAAUGGUUCAUCGAGACCAUGAACACAGUGUUCUCAGUGGGUGGAGACAUGAUGCAGCCUGACAUCCCAAACAGUUUCCUUAAGCUGCUGUCAGAGGGAUUUGACAGUGUGGAGGAGGACAGGAAGCUGAGGGUGUUUGCUGUGGAUUCGUAUGUCUCUCUGCUGCGAGGAGAACCUGGCAAGCUGCCACAGCGCUUCCUCCAAGUCAUCAGCUGGGUCCUCGGUGAAUACUCUCACUUGAUGGAGGAACUUGAACCAGCCACAGUCCUGCGACUUCUGGAGAGGCUGUUGGAUAUGAAGCAAACCAGCAGCGAAACCAAGAGCUGGGUCCUCAUGGCAAUGACCAAGCUCUGCGAGGGCGGAGCAAGUGUUGCUGUCGCUCAGCAGGUUUCUGAAACAUACAUCAGCUCAAUGGACACAGUGCUGAGACAGAGGGCUCAGGAGCUGCAGCACCUCAGCCAAGACUCUGAACUACGAGCCAGGGUGCUACCUCGGGACGCUGGCCUGGAGCCUCAAGAGGUGGAUUCCUCGCUUUCGUUUCUGGAUGGGUUCGUUUCGGAGGCGUUGGCUGCUGGCGCUGCUCCAUACAAGCCUCCCCAUCAACGGCAGGAGGAGCUAGCUCAGGCAAAAGCGUUGAGCCUGGAGCCGUACGGCCUGUCCCUGCCCAUCAGCAUGGCCUCCUGUAGCAUCGCUGACAGACAGUCUCCCACGCUGUUGUCCAUAAGCUCUGGUCUGUCGGGUGACAGUACCGAGCUCUCCCACAAAGGAGGCCCUACAACUCUGAAGUUGGACGGAGUGAAGCGUGUGUGGGGGAGGGACGGGUACCUGAGGGAAUCUGUGGAGGAGGUUGCCCAGGUGGAGGUACCCAGUCCCCUCCGGUCACCCAGCCAGCAGGCGGGGGCUGACAGCUCACACAGCCAGACUCCAACCCCUGAUCCCGAACAAGAUAAACAGCAGCUGGCUUCGUCCCUGUUUUUCGGCCUCAGCUCCCAAAGCCCCAUGUGUCUGAUGGGAAAACCUGAGCCGACAGCCAAUCGAUUCAGAAGAAAAAACAAAGUUCAGGGCUCCUCCUCGAGCGCCACUGAGCAAACACCCAGCUCCCUCUCCUCUUCUCCCAGCACCGUGGACAACCUGCUGUGUGACGACCUACUGGACUCUAACAUCACCUCAGAGCCGAGUGUUUCCUCGUCCACAAUCACAUCAGAACUCUCCCAGGGCCUCACUGCGACUGCUAAUGGCACCUGUGAUGUCGAGGCUAAGUUAACCGACAGUGACAUAAAGGAAAGUAACCCCUCCCUCAGUGAGGAUGAAGGUUUAGUAGCUGCUGAUCCUGCUCCACAUGAAGACCCAGACAGACCUGAAGACUCCUGUCUCAGUUCUCAUCUGCCUGCAGAGCUCUGUGAACUCGGCCACUCAGAAAUCACUCCUCUGUGCACAAACCAAAGUCUGGAGCUCUCAGCCUGUCAUGUGCAGAAGGAGGAUUCCUUAGUGUUUGUCAUUUUCAUUUCCAACUCCUCUGCCAUUCAACAGAUACUACUGGAUCUUCACUCAGAACAACUAGAGGUAUCCUGUGUGUCUGACCGUCCAGAGGUGGAUGUGAGUAGCCACAGUGUAACAGUGUACCAGUAUUCCCUGACUGUGAAGAGGCCUUCGGUUCAUGUUGAAGUAGUCGGGAUGGUUUCUUACCAGUUGUGUGAUGGGACGCCUCAGACACUGCAGUUCUCAUACAAACUCCCUCUGACCUCCUUCAUCAGACCCUUGACGGUGUCCACAGAGGAGUAUGGCACAAUGUGGCUCGACUUCUGUCACGACACAAAGCAGAAUCUGACCCUGAUCAGUGACGGUGAAGAGCCUCUCACAGCCACUCUGAAUGUACUGAAGAGGAAACUUCAGCUUGGUGUCGUGGAAGUCAUAGGGAUGGAAGGUAUUCUAGCUUGUCAGCUCCUCCAGGAUCAGCCGUGUCUGAUGCACUGCCGUGUCCACGCCGGUGUGUUGGCGGUGUGGUUGCGCUCUCCGGUGCCUGACCUGCCCGACUGCCUGAUCUACCACUGUCAGAGAGCUCUGCAGGUGGACUGAGCCCCAACUGCACCAAUCCAUUGACACCACUGAGCAACCAGAACCUCAACCACUUGAAAAGGGAGGAACACAGACGUACACGGUGCAGAACAGAGAAUGAGACAUCUGAUGUUGUCAUCUUUACAUCACAGUGUUAACCAUUUAUUUAUCUCCUCCACUAUGAGUUACUUUGGAAGAUUUGGUAUUGAUUGUCCUUGGAUUUUUGAAUUUUAUUGGUAGAAGAGGAUCUCAACUGUUGGAAAGUCAUGACUGGGAAUAACUUCAGGGCUAAAAGAGUUUGUGUAACCCUGUGUGUUUCGGAAUAAUACUUAAGUCAUAAAACCCUGUUCAGAUCUGGUGUUCACAUCCGCCCUGAGUGAUCUGGUCACCAGGGGUCAGCUCUAAGUUCAGGACUGAACUCAUCCAAUUGUGUCCUGAAUGUGUCCUGAGCUCCGAUCACUAAGACCACAUUAGGAGCUGGUCUGGGACACGUGGCCAAAUUCUUUUCACUGUGUGAACGCAAAUGUGUCCUGGGCCACAUCAAACGACUGCUUACUCAGCUGACGUCUCUGACCCGCUGCAGUUUUAUAAUGUCAUAUCUAUUUUUACGCUUCUCAGUGACUAUACGUUGAUUUGUUUGUGGCCACCGCCUCAAUAUCAACACUGAUCACUGCAUAAUGAUUGAUACUUUUCUUAAAUUGGUCAAAUCUCUCCUCAAGACAGCCACAGAAGAAUUAUUCAGCUCCUCCUCACUCUUCUCGUUCUCUCUCUCUCUCGCUCUCUCCUGCUCGCUCAUGCCGACACAUUCACACAAACAUCGUCAUUGGACACGUCUGUAAACUCAGACUGGGUAAAAACAACAUAAUUUGGUCUCUGUGAACAGAAAUGACAGUUGUACUUAUUUGGGUAUUUAGCCGGGAAGUGAGAUCCAAUCACAAGUGGUCACCGGAGACAUAUUCUGGACACGUUUUAAUUCCAGGAGUGAGCCGGUGAACUUAACGCUGUCCACUUGUGAUCGGAUCUCUAAAAGAUGGAUGUGAAUACCAGGUCUGAACUGGGUCAUAUAGGAUGAUGACAGGGCUCCAAAUUGACUUGAAACCUUUAAUGGUCAAAACAUUGUGAAAUGAAUAUUAAGUUUGAAAUUUCUGUCGUGUCUUAAGGGAAAACUCAUGAACUAAUAUCUGUGCCUUGGGUCCAUAUGCUACAUAGUGAGAGAGGCAGCAUGACAGCGACGCUCAUUUGGAUUUAAAGAAGACAAAGACUUAAAGGAUGAAUUUGUCAUUUAGUACUGUAACUGAAAACAUUUCACUGCUGUCAUUAACUUAACACAUUUUCUACUUUCUCGUCAACACAUAUUCAAGCAAUACAGAUUCAAAUGAAAGAAUAAAAAUCCUAAAGUUGUAUUUACUGAUGUUAUGUAUCAGGUGUUUUGGAAGAAACACAGUGGAAAUAUUUAAAUAUCUUGUAAGGACUUAGACAAAGGAUUUUACGACUCUUUCAAAUAUUAUGCCAGCAAACUAAUAUUUACAGUUUGUUGUCAAGAAAAACAUGUUCCAGUACCUGAAGUUUCCUCAAAGCAAAUAGAUGUUUACAUUGUUGUUUGUCUGAAAGACGACGUUAUGUCUCCUCUAACCUCCAACUGCAGCAGUUACAUUUGAUUCUUACAUCUGUAAUGCGUAUUUUGUCUUAAAAGUAGCAGUGAGGAUCAUCAUCUUCUCCAUUUAUCAUUGUGGUGAUGUUUUGUAGAUGCUCCCUUCUUAUAGGAUCGUAUUUCUGGUUUGUCAGUUUCGGUGAGAGGUGGAAUUUAGUGUUUUUUUUAUUAUUAUAUUUUUCUAUCAAAGCAGUAUUGAGAACAUAUUUAUUGGAUUUAUAUUCUUACAGAAAAUAUUUUAUAUUGAUUUCACACAAACAAAACAAAAAAACUUGUGCUUCAUGUACUGUUUUGAUUGCGCUGUGCCGGAUUUGGUUUCCAGUUUGAAAACUGUUUUUAUUUAAUUUAAUCUGAAGGGAGAGUUGACCUUUUUCCUUUUUUUUUUGCCUGUGUCCUGAUCUGAAACAAAACGAGACGUGUAAAUCUCAACUUUAACCCAACGCCUUAUGUUCUAAUGCCGUGAUGGUGUGUUUGAUUUGUGCCUGUGGUACAGAAAGAGGAAAUCCUUUUUUCUUAGUGCCUGUCACUAUGUUCUACUAACUUCUGAAUAAAUUCAACACAUGUAAAUGUC